GAUUGCAGCGGGGUCCAGUCUGCUGCUGGAGGAGCAAACCUGGCAACCUGGCAGGUCGUAGGGAGACGUAUUGUCAAUUUGGCAAUGCGGAAAUAGAUCUGGCAUCCCCGAGCCCGGACUGAGGAGAGAGGCGUGACAGAGCGAGUAGAGAGGAGUCGGGAUUGCUUUGACUCAGAUAAAAUAACCAACUCUUUCUUCCUUCUAAGCCUUUUUCUUUUUUAGUUAAAGUGCGCUCGUCUGCACCAGCUGGGGGCUUUCCAGCAUUUGUUUUUUGAAUUUGGCAAGUCUGAGAAGACGAAAGAAGUGCGUUUUUAUCGUUUGAAUUCCGGACUUUACCGACUUUUCCUUUCUACAUUAAGCAUGGAUGUGUUGGCGAAUUACAGUAUUUUCCAGGAGCUCCAACUCGUUCAUGACACUGGUUAUUUCUCCGCGAUGCCUUCCCUGGAGGAGAACUGGCAGCAGACAUGUCUAGAGUUGGAGCGGUAUCUACAGACGGAGCCCAAGCGGCUCUCGGAGCUCUUUGAUGAGGAGCUGGAUUGUCUCUUGACGCCGGCGUUCAUGCAGGGUGGUGACAGCGAUGAGGACCUGAUGGAUCCCCUCCUCCCCAGCCUCCCUGAUCAGCCCAGCCCACCUCCACUACUGGUAACUCUCCCCAAGGUCCAGGCCAAGAUCCUUCAGGUCCCCAACCCCAGCAAGACCCAAGCAGAAGCAGGGACUGAAAGCCUCACAACCAAGGAGCAAGUCCUUGGAGGAGUCAGCGCUGCACAGCUUAGCGCUGCUGUUACAUCCCUAACACCGCCAUCAUCACCAGAGCUUGGCCGCCACCUUGUGAAACCCACGCAAACGCUCACUGCAACAGCAGAUGGUACAUUAACGCUUAAACUGGUGGCGAAGAAGGUGGGAUUAGGGGCAGCUAAGAUGGUGGCAGCACGAGCAUUACCGUCCCCGCAGAGCCGAGGAGCAGCCCUCAGUGACAGUGAGCAGGGAGGAGGAGGAAGUCUGGGAGGAGAUGUACCAGAGAACAAGAAGAGAGUCCACCGAUGCCAGUUUAACGGCUGUAGGAAGGUUUACACCAAGAGCUCCCAUCUGAAGGCGCAUCAGAGGACCCACACAGGAUCUGAGGACUUCUUCCACCACUGAGUCUGGCUUUCCAAGACCUCGACCCCUGCUGUGCCCCCACCCUCAUUAGGCCCUCCACAGCUUCAUGUGGACUCAUCUGCAGUAACCCCACAUCUCCAUACACACAUGUACCUCUGUACUCCUCUACACCCACUGAAUCCAACCUCCAGCCUGUGCAUUCUCUCUCUUCCUCAUUCACUUUGGGUUGCCAGGCAACUGCAUCACACUCUUCCAUAAUUGGCUGGUGGUUGGUGGAUUGUCCAUGCCUGUUAAUCUCUCUCUAUCUCUCUCUCUCUCACCCACCACCCUCUUCCCACCCCCUUUCUCUCAGUUGCUAGGUGACUUUAUCAUGCAUCCUUGCCUUGCCGUGCUAUAAUUGGCUGGCGUCAUGGUUGCUGUGGCGUCAGGCCCAGGCUGGCCUUGCUUCAUUUCAGUGUGUGUGUGUGUGUUUGAGGGGGGUCCUAUUGAUGGAAAAUGGGGUGCUCUGGCCAAUUACAGAAGACGGGUGUGAAACGGCCGCCUGUCUGGCACCUGUGGCCCCCAUAUCACACACACGCACACACGUAGUUUGAUAGUGUAGCAUUUCUCCAACAGGCCUAGAGGAUAAGCUGCCAAGUGGUUUGCUAUUGUAUGUUGAAAAUAUUGGUCCUGUGUUCAGUCCUGAGUGAGGAGGACUGUGUGGAGUGAGUAGGAGGAUUCACACAUACAAAAUCUGCCCCUAAACAUUGUGCACGGUGGCUUUUGGCUCUUUACAGAACUAGAAUCUGUUUUAGAUUCACAUGCUGUCAGACUUUUCACUACUGCACCAGAGGAUUGUGGGUCUUUACAAAAACAGAGGAUUUGUUUCUGUACCUUCAAAGGCAGCAAAAUGUUUGGAACCUUCUCUAUUCAGGAGAAUUCUUGUAUUGAUUGCAACUGUCUUGGUCUCUCAUAAUUCAUCUCAUUUAACUGCAAUAGAUGGGAUGAAUUAGAAUGAACAAGAACAGAGAAAUAACCAAAUUUAAUCUUGACCAAUUCAGUCAAACCAAUACAUCAGUCAGCCGUUAUCAGUCAGUUAAGACUUAUAGUUACACUGGCCAAUAUACAUUUAAUGCUGAUAUAGAAAAUCAAGUUGCACAUCAGAAAACUGCAGCACUGAAUGUUUUAGUUAGUGUAUACUGUAUUUCAUCUUUCCCAGAUUGAGUUCACUAAACUUUGGUUUUAAGUGCUUGUUAAAUAUUUAGCUGUCAUUUUAACACUAAAGUUUAACUGUAAAUUACCCUUGUUCUGACUUCAUCACAAAAUGUUUAUGUAAAAAACUAAAACUUAACUUUAAAAGUCCAGCAUCAGGACUCUGCUGACCGUCCCUCCCUCCUGGUCACAGUGACGACAUGGCAUGUAUGGUGCAACUCAUGGACUUCAGAUUUGACACAGCUUGCAUUUUGUGACUUGUGGACAUCUCUGAGGUGCCAUGUAACGACAAUACACAACAUGUUUCACCGGCAAGUUCUUCAAGCUCCUCCCAGAGGAUCAACACAUGAAAGUCUUCCUUCAUUAUCAUGGGUCAAUAUAAAACCUUCAUUACUGCAGCUGAUGCACCUAAUUGACAGACAAGCUCACAACUCUUUGUGACAACCCAUCAGGCUUUCAUAGUCUUCAAUGAGCCUUUUACUGCAUGCCAGUGUUGAAAACAAUGUGCUCCACUCAUUUUGUGUUGCACUUCUAAAAUACUGUAAGAUUCAUGGUGCAAGGUUUGUGAAAAGCAUGAACAACAAAGCAGCUGAACCACACUGUCCUUUUCUAUUUCACAAAUUCUCUCUGGUGUCUACAUUAAUCACAAUGCAACUUGACCACAUACAUCUCUUUGUCAGGUAUGUUACACUAGUAGCAGUUAAUGUCUCAUAGCUUCAUUUAAAACUCAUAGUCUGACUUUGGGUCUCUGGCUUCUUUACAUAUGCAGUAGUUAUAUAACAGACCUAUAUAAUAAACUGACUUCCUCUUCUAACUGUCAUGCAAGU
Monopterus albus (swamp eel) is the source of this 3116-nucleotide messenger RNA. It is a transcript of the gene klf7b, whose product is annotated as Kruppel like factor 7b. The transcript is spliced from 3 exons. The record is from RefSeq and is a predicted model, not a curated record. Gene Ontology annotation, molecular function: DNA-binding transcription factor activity, RNA polymerase II-specific; RNA polymerase II cis-regulatory region sequence-specific DNA binding. NCBI's taxonomy places the organism in Eukaryota, Metazoa, Chordata, Actinopteri, Synbranchiformes, Synbranchidae. Gene Ontology annotation, biological process: regulation of transcription by RNA polymerase II. The coding region runs from base 361 to 1140 and encodes 259 amino acids.